This is a messenger RNA of Zonotrichia leucophrys gambelii, 1390 nucleotides long. Its product is annotated as protein ARK2N-like. Gene Ontology annotation, biological process: ubiquitin-dependent protein catabolic process. The record is from RefSeq and is a predicted model, not a curated record. The transcript has 4 exons. The annotation marks the transcript as partial. Gene Ontology annotation, molecular function: ubiquitin protein ligase activity. NCBI's taxonomy places the organism in Eukaryota, Metazoa, Chordata, Aves, Passeriformes, Passerellidae.
CACAUGCAGAGUUCUGCGGCCUCCGGUGACAUUCUGGCGCUGGGGACGCGGAGUGGCGUCCGCGCGGCUAAGACCCAGCUCCUUCCGGCCACCCAUGCCCCAGCUGUUACCCCCCUGGUGGAGGCUAGGACGGGCCUUGCGGUGUCCAGGCUGCUGUAUUGCUGAAGACCUUAUCUAGUUCACCCAAUCUUCCAGACCAUGUGCUCCAUGCUUUGAGACUAGGAGGACCUUAGUGUUCUGAAAUGAAGAUGGAGACAGUGGGAAAAGCAGAACUUGUUGAUUCAGUUCCACCAAAGACUUCUGAAAAGCAAGAAACUGCUCCUGAUGAACAUGGACCUAUAGAACUUGAGACACAAACUCAGAAAGACAACAUGCGUGCUGCAGCAGACUCAGUGGUGCUUUCUUCAAUGCCUUGCUUACUGAUGGAACUGAGGCGAGACUCUUCAGAGUCUCAGUUGGCAUUUACAGAGAGCGAUAGGCCAAUGGGUGGUCGAGUUUAUGAGAGUGACUCUUCUAAUCACUGCAUGCUUUCCCCUUCCUCCAGCGGGCAUUUGGCUGACUCAGACACGUCUUCUGCAGAAGAGAAUGAGCCCUGUCAAGCUGCAGGUACUGUAGAGGGAGACCUUUCUGCGGUGUCUGGGGCUGCAGUUGGGAGGAAAUCCAGGAGAUCCAGGUCUGAAAGUGAAACUUCAACAAUGGCUGCCAAGAAAAACCGACAGUCUAGUGAUAAGCAGAAUGGUCGAGCUACCAAGGUAAAAGGUCACAGAAGUCAAAAGCACAAAGAAAGAAUCCGUCUCUUGAGACAGAAGCGGGAGGCAGCUGCUCGCAAGAAGUAUAACCUGCUUCAGGACAGCAGUACCAGCGACAGUGACCUGACGUGUGACUCAAGCACAAGCUCAUCAGAUGAUGAUGAAGAGGUUUCAGGGACCAGCAAGACAAUCACUGCAGAGAUACCAGUGGAGUUAUACGGUGUUCUGUUUGGAAGUGUGGAAGAUACAAGAGUGGAGCUACAGAUAACAAGUUUAUGCUUGUAUUUCCUACUGAUGAAGACUUUCACACAAGUUAUUUCUAUGGAUGGACCUCCAGUUAUAGCUCACUAUGAUAUAUCAGACACAAACUCAGAUCCGGAAGUGGUAAAUGUGGACAAUCUGUUGGCAGCUGCAGUAGUUCAAGAGCACAAUAAUUCUUUAGGAAAUCAGAACUCAGGAUCUACCUGGAGAACCAGAGGGCCACUAGAUGAACUGAGUGCUGAUACAGGUUUGGUUAAAUUCUCUUCCUCUGACAUUUGUUCCAACAUCUCAGUAGGUAUCUCUCUUUCUUGGUUUCAGUAUUUUUAUAGUUUAUACAACUUUAAAAGCUCCCUAAGUGGAUUUUGCAAAAUAAAACCCCA